GUUUGAGGUAAAAUGAGAUGUUUGUGGCAUUGCGCAAACUAGCGGGUAACACGUCUACGCUUCCUAACAACACGUCAGAUUUUGAGAACACGAGAGGAAUUAUUUUGACAAGUACUGAUAGAAGAAGGACCAUUAUGCCGUAGAAGACCACCACCACCACCACCACCACCACCACCAUCAUCAUCAUCAUGCCAUUUUCUGGAAGGGAUGCUGUGGUGCUGUGUAUGCUGAUGUGCUGUGUGCCGCUGCAGUACUGGAUCAGCAGAUCCUCACACUCCACGCCAGACCAACGAUCAGCAGAGGUCUACAGGUUGGUGGAGCAGGCCCGGGCCUUUGCUACCAAGUGGUUCACUACGGACUCUUGGAGGGAGUGGCUGCGGCAGAUGUACAUCAAGCACACAGCCGAUGAUUACAGUCAGUGGUACCUCCUGGAUGACGACGAACCACUGGGCGAGUGUCCGGCGGUGGAGGUGUGGCACUACCGCAGCCCUCACGGCACCUUCGGCAUGUCUCCCAAGCCCCGCCUGGAGCACCCCAAGGAGGUGAAGUGGAGGAUAGGCCAGGUGGUGAAGCAUCACACCUUUGGCUACAAGGGUGUCAUUAUUGGCUGGGACCUGAAGGCAAAGGCACCACAGGAGUGGAUCUUAAGCCAACACAAAGAGAACUUGCACUGGCGGGAUCAGCCUAAUUACACUCUCCUUGUUGACAUUGACGGGCGAAAGGUUCCACAGAUUGCUUAUGUCCCGCAGGAGAACAUUGCUCCUGUCAUUAAUAAAGAGGUGAAGCACCCUGACCUACACCACUAUUUUGAUGAUUUUGAUGGCGCACAGUACAUCCCAUGUCCGUGGCUGCGGGCCAUUUACCCAUCAGAUUAGUGGUGCACAGCGUGUCAUUGGUUGUCACCACCCACACUUUAACUUUGGUCUUUCACAUGCACUUAUUGUAUGAAUGAUAUGUUCACAAGUGUUGCUAGUAUGCUUAUUUAUGCAAGUUAUAUUUAUUUUUGUAACGUUUCCUUGGUUUGUGGGAUAGACUAGAGAUGGGACAAAGGUGUGUUAUAUGCAUUGUUUUCUUUUCUGCAUAACAUGGUAAUGGAAAAGAAAUAGGGGCUGAAUAAUCACUAAGCAUAAGAAUGUAUUUUUCUAUAAUCAUAUGAUGUAAUGUUGUACUAUCUUAAGAUUGGCAGGAACCAUGCACUGAUGUAACACUGACACAUCACCUCCAGCAAUACCAAAGGAUGGCAGGAUAAAAGGAAAAACAUUCAUAUUGCUGUAUAUGUAUAAGAUUUGCAAAGAAUCCUAGUGACUCAGGAUCUGUACUCCUUCCAAACUGUAAGUGAAAAUCAAAUGACCUGAGCUUCUGCAGUGCCACACUUAUACACCACAAUGUAAGGAAUUCACCUGCUGUUCAGUAACUCAGCUCUGUUCCCCUUUGUGUUGUACAAAGUUCUCCUUAAGUCAUGCUACCUUUGGAGCAACAUGAAAACUGAAAUAUUUAUCUGGAACCAGGAUAAACUGCCAGUGAGAAUUUGUCACCAGUAUGUUGGUAGGACACCCAAAGCAAUACAGAUCUGACUGUUGCAAGUCAGACCAUGAGUCACUAAAACCAGUCAGUUUUAGGCAGCCUUGAUUGUCCUGUCACCACAUUUCCAUUACCGUUCCUGAUGUAUGCAUGUCAGUGAUGUUUAUUGAUAAAAAAUAAAUGUGGUUGAAUAAACAGAAGGCAUUGACAGUAGCAUCAGGUCACAGUAGCUGUGAUCCUGCCCUAGUGGACAGCACCUUCUUAGCAGCUUAACCAGUUAAGGCAGAAGUUGUCUGUUGUGGCACAGUUAAAAAACGUGUAGAAAACAAGAAGAGUCUGAUUCGCAAAGCAGUAUUUCCACAUCUUGUCAAUAUUACUACAUCUCAUCACCACUUCUUUGAUAAAGCUAUGAUAAGACCUCCCAGCACAUUCCUGAUUACUGCACAAUAGAUUCAACAGAUAUGUAAAGUAUUAUGUAAGGGCACAGUACAACAUCAGGAUGGUCAGUUUUAGUAACCAAAGAUAUGAAUUAAUGCAAGACUUGUUAUUUCACCAUAUUGAAGAGGCUGGAGGAUAAAUCACCACAUCCUGAGGGAGCAAGUCUGCUGAAGGAUGUGACCCUCCAGUCCCUUGUAACAUGUACACUUGUGACAACAUGGGUUGAGUAGUUCUCCCACCUUGCUACACUGCUGUAUUUUCUCAAUAAGCCAUCUCUUUCAUACAACUUUCUUUGUAGGCUUUAGUUUGUAGCUCAUUAUUUCUAGCAUUUAUUGAACAUGAUGCCAUAACAUGCUUUUUUUACAUUCACUCUGUGUUUAAGGAAUUGCUUGCAGUGUGAAGUUUGGAACAUGUAUUGUUGGGAAGAGUAUAUUCAGUCAUCAUCCUCAUCACCAUCAUCAUCAUGUCAUCUCCAUUCUCAUAUUUGAUACUACCUUUGAUAAAUAUUCAAAAGUUUUAAAUACUGUGAUUUCAUAGUAUUGCUAGUGGGACCACAUGUCAAGGGCAGUGGAAUGCUUGAUGCAAAGUAAGGAUCAUGCAGACUGGUCUUUCCUUUGCCAGCACACAAGGUCUGGUUUGUACCCUUCACAGGCUGCAUGCCAGCCUGCACUGCUUCACAUUGUGCUGCAGUGGCUUCCUAAUGAAAAGUUGGACUCCAAAGUUGGUCCAUUAACACCACACACCCUCGCUACAUUCACCAUCCUCCCUCAGUCUUAGAUGCUGCUGACAUUCUAUCAGUCACCAGGUUUUGUAAGGGGUGUGUUAAUAAAUCAGGACACAAGGUUUAGAGAAGGAAGGUGUGUGCAGGUCACUUGACUGGUGGUCUUGCUGUGUUGCAGACCAUCAUACCCUGCUCCACUUGAUACAUUGUGGCACUGUGGCCUCAAGCAAUGAAUCUAGUGAAGCAUGGUGUCCUUGAGUGCCACCAGAUUUUAUAAGCUAUAGAUGUAUUUAUGUACUGUACUGUAUUGUCUAAUGGUGGACUAAAAUGAAAUAUAACAGCAUUGGUUA
Portunus trituberculatus (swimming crab) is the source of this 3030-nucleotide messenger RNA. RefSeq lists its product as uncharacterized. Bases 189 to 875 code for a protein of 228 amino acids. Lineage: Eukaryota; Metazoa; Arthropoda; Malacostraca; Decapoda; Portunidae. The transcript has 6 exons. The record is from RefSeq and is a predicted model, not a curated record. Gene Ontology annotation, molecular function: DNA binding.